AUGUCCCGCCUCCUCUGCCUGUCCGUCAUCCUCGCUCUGUGGUCGGCGUCGGUGAUCAGUAUGUCGGGUGAGUGAAUGGACGGAUCAUUUCAAACGGACCACAGGAACAUACAGGAAGCUAAAGUUUCAUAUUCAUCUGAAAUAUUAACUGUGGUCAAAGUUGAGCUGUAUUAUUAUUAUUAUUAUUAUUAUUAUUAUUAUUAUAACUAUUUUAUUAUUUAUAUUAUUAUUAUUAUUAUUAUUUAUUUUGUUGUUAUUGUAUUAUAAUUGUUAUAUUUUUAGUUUUAUUAUAAUUGUUAUAUUUUUAUUAUUAUUAUUAUUAACUUUAUUUUAAAUUUUUACUAUUAUUACUGUCAUUAUUACUAUUUUAUGAUUUAUAAUUAUUUUUACUAUUAUUAUUAUUAUUAUUAUUUUAUUGGUAGAAGUAGUAGUAGUUUUUUAGUUUUAUUAUUAUUUUAUUGUUAUAAAAAUUAGUAGUAGUAGUUGUAUUUGUAAUAAUGAUAUUGUUAUUAACUAAAAUAUUUGUUGUGUGGGUAACGGCUGUCGGCAGGACUGCAGGAGAGUCACUGAAACAAAUAUGAAAUUAAAAACUAUUUCAAAAUACAAAAUAAUGACAUUUUAAUUUUUCCUGAUUAUCUAUUAAAAUUCAUGAAUUGAUCAUGAUUGAAAGAUUAAAAGUGAUUUCUUGGCACGUCUUCACUUAAUUUUCUCCUUAUUUUUAUAAAGUCAGGAGAAUUUUUUUCUGCACUUUCUUAUUUAUAAUCCCAGAAAAUGUUUAUUCUUUUUACACUUAUAUAAGAGUUUGCAAAAGAAGAGAAACUUCAGAUUUAUUUUUAUAUUUUUGAUUUUAUGAUUUCAGAUGUUUAAAUUAUUUCUUUCAAACUCUGUGACUUAAAAAUCCUGAAGAAUAUUCAAGAUUCCUUUGAGCAGAUUAAUGUCUGAAUAAUCUCUGAGAUAUUCACGUUUUUAUAUCUCGUACUGAAGAAUCUAAAUCUGUGUUUUCCCCAAAAUAUUAUGCCUCCAUUAUAUAAAAAACAUUCUUCAUAUUAAGGUUUCAUUAUCUCAGAUCAUACCCGUCUUUGCUGAUUAUUUGUGAGUUAAAUCUUUCUUCUGUCUUUUGUGAGGCUCUAACCUCAGAGAUGCUGAUAUUUCCUCCCCUCAUCCAUUUUAGUUUCCCUCUGUUUUCAAACUUAGAGUUCAGUUCUUUGUCUUAAAGCAAUAAUCCCUCUAAGUGAGUAAAAACCUCCUCUUUCUCAGUGUUCUCGGACCCUCCGGAGGCUCACAUGCUGCUCCGCACUCGCAGGGCCAACUCCUUCCUGGAGGAGCUGAAACCGGGUUCCAUGGAGCGGGAAUGUGUGGAAGAAAUCUGUGACUUUGAGGAGGCCAGGGAGAUUUUCCAAGUCAGGGAGGCGACAGUAAGAAAGAUUCAUGUUUGAUUCGUGUUUUCAUAAAAUCCUGAUCCGGAAAUCAACUUGUUCUCUGACGGUCUCAGCCCCGUAGAGUCGUCUCUAACUCUCACUGUAAAUUCUUCGCCUCCCUGAUUUUGUCGUUUUGUUUGUUCACAGCUGGAGUUCUGGACGGUGUACUCAGGUAUGAAACCGUCAACAUGUGAAAUAAAGUCAGUAUCUGGGUUGGACCGGGCUUCAUGUUGACGUCACCUUGUUUCAGAUGGAAACCAGUGUCGCUCCAACUUGUGUGUCCAUGGUCGCUGCGUGGAUCUGUACCAGGACUACGCCUGCCGCUGUGAGCCCGGGUACGAGGGGAAGUACUGCGAGCACCGUGAGUCAGGCCGAAAGCCUAAAGAAGAUGUUUGUCUUAUAACCCACUUCCCUGCAAAAACCAGAGUCCUUAUGGUUGCGUUCCAGCUCAGACAGCCACGAACUGCUCCGUUGAUAACGGCGGCUGUGACCACGACUGUACGGAGAGCGAGGACGGGAAGUCGAGGAGCUGCAGCUGCGUGGACGGGUACAAGCUGCUAAGUAACUCCAAGACGUGUGAGGCGAAAGGUGAGAGGUCACAUGAGUUCAUGACCACUUCAUAAAGAUCACAUCAGCAGCCGUCAGACUCUACCUCCUUCAAAUUUGAGCUCAGAGUGAUCGACUAAACCUGUUAGCAGGUAAACGAUCCAGGAGCUGAUUCGACCUCCUUCAGCCUUAUUUACAAAAACACCUACAGCCUCGAACAAACUCAGAGUCAGAACAGAGUCUAACCCCCAGUUUUUACCGCAUCCGGAACGGCAUCGAUCCAGAACGGCGUCGAUUUACCCCCUCCGCCAAUUUCUACCGGAUCUGUUUGUGAGGCAAAUUUUGUGGCGGAUUAUUGACAGCUGUAAUCACGAGAACUCACAAGAACCCACAGAUUCACGUUCAAUCGCGGGAUAACGAGUUGUCUCUCUAACGACAGACACAUAGACAUAUAAGCAGUAGAUUGUGUCCUUCCAGAGGAGGAAAUCUACUUCUAGACUUCUAGAAUCAGCAUCUCCUCAUCCAUGGUGUCAUCGGGGUGAAAUGACGUCUAAAGACCUUUCACUUGUUCGUCUCCGCCUGUUGUUUUAUUUUGUGUCUGUGCCCGACUUUCUUUCCAGCACGGGUUAAUCUGUGCUGAAUUUGUCGGCGUCCGGAAAAAAUAGAACUCUUGUGAUCAGCUGUGGAAUCCAGCGACCCGCAGUGGAACGGAAAGAAGUCGGUGUAAAUUGACACGUUAACUUGAAUGGUUACGAUCAGCUACGAUCGGAGGAUACGACCUUUUAGGAGACGAUCAGGAUGAAGGUGGAGAUUGGGGGUUAAACUGGUUAUAAACUGAAUAAUUUGUCAUUAUUUGAUUUCGUUACUAAGCACGAAGGAUUCUCCCUCUCCUCUGGCCGAACGUACACUGAGAUUGAAUUUCGCUCUGUCAGGAUUAGAGCGCACAGAGCAGCUCUGAGCAGCAGAGAGUGGAUAGUGUGAACGUAUGAAUGUAUGUUCUGUGUGACAGGGUUACUCAGGCUAAUAAUUCACUUGUUUGUUAAUUAUGAGAAGCCCGGUCACAGCUUGAAUAUCAGACUUUACGAUCACAGUAACAGGAGCGUAUGUCCUGCCAGAAACCAUUGUUUUUUAUUUUACGAGAUCGUUGAACGGACCCAAACAUGACCUGGAGUAAAGGUUAGUACAUGUCUCUGCAGGUCGCCUAUCCUGCGGUCAGCUGCUGAUCUACAGGUCGUCAUACUCCGGACCAAUAGUAGGCCCGAUGCCCUGGACAGUGGGAGGGGAGGUGGGAAAGAGAGGCGAGAGUCCCUGGCAGGUAACUUCCCCGCUUACACUCACCUGUGACACACCUGUGUUUUACAGUGUCAGUGCACAAGGAUGAAGGGGUCAAAGGUAAAAGCAUGGAUGUGGAAUUCAACUUGAUACUGCAGAAGAAGAUUUAUGACCCGUGAUCAUUAAACUUAAGGAAAUAAAACUGGAGUGAAUCAGAUCCUGGUCCGACCAAAGAGAUGGGACAUGAGUAAAACUGUAGUUUUCUUGUCUCUGUCCGGACUUCUUUAAAUCAUGUUGUUGGUAUCAGAUUUCACAUGAUCCAGCAGAUAACGGAACAUUAAGUCUCGGUGAAUUUGUCUCUGUGUUCAGGUGUUGUUGCUGAACGCUCGAGGACGUUUUCAAUGUGGCGGUGUCCUGAUUGAUGAGAGCUGGGUCCUGACGGCCGCUCACUGCCUGGAAGACAACCUGAGAUUCAGAGUACGGCUCGGUGAGGAAAUAACCUUUCCCAUCUCAAUAUCGAAGUCCAACCAAAGCCAUCGAGUUUCUCCGUUCUGUUCAAUUUUGUUUUGCAUCUCCAUCCUGCUGCACACGGCUGCACUGUGCACUCUCAUCCUGAUGAGGUUUAUAUAGUUUUUAUAAAGAUAAUAAACUGAACAGAGCGGAGGAACUCUUGGUCAGUUUAGUUAAAGUUGUGGUGAACAACGAGAUGCUGUUCAACAACACGAUUCUGUCCACGAACAAGAGGACAGGAAGUUGGUAUCUCCCACCUUUACUUCCAUCGCUCCGGUGAAACCCUGUGAUGUGUCUCCUCAGGUGACUACGAGCGUACCAGGGAUGAAGGCAGCGAGGUAACUUUAAAGGUCAUACAGACCUUCAGGCAUCCGAACUAUGACCGCCUGACGGUGGACAAUGACAUCGCCCUGAUGCGCCUGGAAACGCCGGCCCCCUUCUCUGAUUACAUCCUCCCGGUCUGCCUGCCGGGACGUGAAAUGGCAGAGCGGGUGCUCCACCUCAACGGCACUCAAACCGUCGUGACGGGCUGGGGCAAGGACGACACGGAGAACGGUCACAUAAGCUCGGCGCUGAACGUCAUCAAAGUCCCGCUGGUGGACCGUGAAACCUGCUCCCAUCAGAUGUCCAACAACAUCUCCACUAACAUGCUGUGUGCCGGGAUCCUGGGAAAAAGCAUAGACGCCUGUGAAGGGGACAGCGGCGGACCCAUGGUCACUCUGUACCGGGAUACGUGGUUCCUUGUCGGCUUGGUGUCCUGGGGUGAGCGCUGCGGUCUAGUGGACAAACUGGGUAUCUACACCAAGGUGUCCAACUACAACCAGUGGAUCAAAGAAGUGCAGGAGGAAUGGGACAAAACUCACCACCCCAGUUUCUGA
Messenger RNA from Xyrichtys novacula (pearly razorfish), 4624 nucleotides. NCBI's taxonomy places the organism in Eukaryota, Metazoa, Chordata, Actinopteri, Labriformes, Labridae. The record is from the annotation of a GenBank genome assembly.